Tachysurus fulvidraco (yellow catfish) is the source of this 9027-nucleotide messenger RNA. RefSeq names its product collagen alpha-4(VI) chain. NCBI's taxonomy places the organism in Eukaryota, Metazoa, Chordata, Actinopteri, Siluriformes, Bagridae. The transcript is spliced from 43 exons. Gene Ontology annotation, molecular function: extracellular matrix structural constituent conferring tensile strength; serine-type endopeptidase inhibitor activity. Gene Ontology annotation, biological process: extracellular matrix organization. Bases 170 to 8692 code for a protein of 2840 amino acids. The record is from RefSeq and is a predicted model, not a curated record.
GUGUGUGUUAACAAAUCAGUGAGGAGUGGCUCCCUAACUGCUCACUGAGUAUUUCAGUGUCCUGACUUGUGAGACUCUUCUUUCCUCUGACUCUCGUCACUGCCGCAUCAAAAAUUCAAAUGAGCGACUGAAAUUUUCAGCUAAACAGGCCACCAGUACGGGUCCAACCAUGGAGUCGGUCCGUGGAUUGUUUUGUAUUUUUGUAAUCUCGUCCUACUUCAUCUUUGGUCACGGACAAAAAAUUGUAUGCACGCAGGAAGCCAAGGCUGAUAUCGUGUUUUUAGUGGACGGUUCCGCCAGCAUCGGUCUGAAGAACUUCCAACAGAUUCGUGAAUUUCUCAUGUCUGUCGUGAACAACUUUGACAUCGCCCCCAAUAAGGUCAGGGUCGGCAUGGUGCAGUUUAGCGACACGCCAAGGACCGAGUUUUUCCUCAACAGCUUUGAGGAAAAGAAGGAGAUUCUCGACUACAUUAAGCGCUUGUCAUAUAAAACCGGGGGCACCAACACGGGCCAGGCCUUGCAGUUCUUGCUGAAAAACCACUUUAUUGAGCAAGCAGGGAGUCGGGCAAACCAGAUGGUGCCUCAGAUCGCGUUUGUCAUCACGGACGGAAACUCUCAGGACGAGGUCGAGCCGUUCGCUCAGGAACUGAGGCAGAAAGGAGUCAAUGUAUAUGCCAUUGGAAUCAAAGAAGCAGACGAAAAAUUCCUGAAGAAGCUCGCCAGUCAGCCUUAUGAAAAUCACGUGUACAGCGUGUCCGACUUCACUGCUCUCCAAGAAAUCUCGAUGAGUGUCAGUCGCGAGCUGUGCAUAACCGUAGAAGAGGGGCAAGGAGAGCGUCAAGAAUGCAGCGAGAUUAAGGCAGCAGACAUCGUUUUCCUUGUGGAUUCGUCCGACACCAUCGGAGACACCAGAUUUGGAGAGAUCCGCGAUUUUCUACAUGCCUUUGUAGAAGGACUUGAGGUUGGACAACAAAAGGUGAGGGUUGGCCUUGCUCAGUUUAAUGACAGACCUUAUGAGGAAUUCUUGUUUGGUGCAAAGGAAGCCACAAAAGAAAAUCUGCUCGGGACGCUGCAGAGCAUCACUUAUCUGAAAGGUGGGCCAAAAAGAACGGGGCUCGCUCUGGACUUCAUUCGGAACAACUACUUCAGCCAAGCUAGACAAAGCGUUUCUAAGAUUGCCAUCGUGAUUACGGACGGGGAGUCGAGCGACGCAGUGCAGGAGCCUGCGCAGGAGCUCCGAAAGCAGGGCGUAGUCGUCUUCGUGAUCGAGACUGGAAGAGCAAAUAAUGCGCGGCUCCAAGCCAUUGCCAACAGUCCCCAGAAUGAAUUCCUGUUUAGCAUGGACGAUUACCCAAGUGUACCUGGUCUGAUUGAGAACCUACACCGGAGAGUGUGUAUCGCUGUUGAUGACCAAUUACGAGCUUCUUCCCUCAAGUUUGCAGAUGUCUUUUUCCUGGUGGAUAGUACAGCAUCAAGACCAGAGUCCCAACAGAUCAGAACCUUCUUGACACGGCUGGUCAACCAACUCGGGGUAGACAAGAACGGUAACCACGUCGGCUUGGCGCAGUUCAGCGGCAACGUCGAAGAGGAAUUUCUGCUCAAUACCAACAUGAGCAAAAAUGAAAUCUUGGCAGCCAUACGCACUCUUCGACUUAAGCCCAAAGGGGUGCGCCAAACUGGAAAGGCAAUCGAGUAUGCACGCAAAAACUUCUUCAAUACUUCAACUGGUAGUCGCAUAGCACAAGGCUUCAAACAGGUCCUGCUCGUGACGACCGUGGGGAAAUCGAACGACAGUGCCGUUCGGCCAUCGCGAACGAUUAAAAAGGACGGAGUACGAGUGAUCUCUGUCGGUUUGGGCAAAGCCGAAAUGGACGAGCUGGACGAUAUUUCUAGUCCGAAUCAGACGCAUAAAUUGACGCCACAAAGCAGUCUGCAGGUGGUCCAGAAAGUUAAGUCUGCAAUUGACUCACAAGGCACGAGUGUCUCCCAAGAGUGCAAGUCCGCCAACAUAGCAGACAUCGUCUUUAUCGUCGACAAAUCUGGGAACAUGGGAGCUGAAAACUUUCAGCUUGUACGCAACUUCCUCCUAAACACCAUUUCAGGACUCGACGUAGGCAUCCACAAAGUGAGGAUCGCCAUUGUUCACUACAGCGACGUUCCCAGGGCUGACGUCGAUCUGAACACCUUCAGCGACAAGAGUGAAAUUUUGCAUUACGUUCAAAGUCUUUCCUACGGCAGAGGCAAAGCGUAUACGGGAGCAGCGCUACGGUUUGCCAAGGACCACGUGUUUACCAAGCAACGAGGCAGCCGAAGUGACGAACACGUUCAGCAGAUUGCGGUUGUCAUCACAGACGGAUGGUCCGCAGACGACGUCACCACUCCGGCAGCGGAGCUGCGUCGCUCGGGAGUUACCGUUUUUGCUCUAGGCAUCAAAAAUGUCAACGUACAAGAAUUGAAUGAGAUUGCGUCGUACCCGCCCAGAAAGUUUGUGCUUAACGUCGAGAGUUUUGUUAAGCUAAACGCGUUGUCGAGUAUGUUGACAAAAAGCCUUUGUGGAGACAUCACCUCUACCUUCAUACCUAUAUUCAAAGAUAUUUCUCUUCAGAAAGGCUGCAAGUUCACGGCGGAAGCAGACAUCUACUUCCUCCUCGAUGAAUCAGGAAGCAUUAGUUAUGAAGACUUCGAUGAAAUGAAAGCUUUUAUUCUGGAGUUCCUUCACUUGUUUGAGAUCGGACCUGACAGGGUGCGCAUCGGAGUGGUGAAAUUUGCGAGCCAUGCAAAAAUGGUCUUCCGUCUGGACACUUACAACACAAAGUCAGAUGUGGAAAAGGCAGUGAAAGCCCUAAUAAUGGAUGGAGGUGGUACUAGAAUUGACUUAGGACUAGAAGCGAUGAUCCCACUCUUUAAGCGGGCGUCACAAACGCGCAAGGAAAAGGUUCGCGAAAUACUCAUUAUGAUUACGGAUGGCAAAUCUGAGCAAGUCGGAACCCCGGUGAAUAUUCCAGCCGAAGAACUGAGGAAGCAGAACAUCACAAUCUAUGCUAUCGGGGUGAAAGACGCAGACAUGGCCGAGCUGAUAGAUGUCUCCGGAAGCCCUAAAAGGACAUUUUAUGUCCAAAACUAUGAUGCCCUGAAGCUAAUCAAAACCAAAGUCCUUAAAGAAAUUUGUUCGUUCGAAGCUUGUGAAGAUCUAUCGGCGGACGUCGUCUUUCUGAUCGACGGAGGAGAUGCUGUCGAUGAGCUGGAUUUUAAUAAGACAAAGGAGCUAAUAGAAUUUGCUGUAGAAAAACUUCCCGUUAAAGAGGACAGAGUGCGAUUUUCCGUCGUUCAAUACAGCACAAAUACAAUUGUGGAAUUCGCCUCAAACGCCUUCCACGAUAAAGAAUCCUUAUUUAAGGAAAUUGCGUCCAUCCGGCAGCUUAAAGGCAAAACCUACACAGGCAAGGCAAUACAAGAGGUUUUAACGAUGUUCCAGGAGUCCGGCAGUAGACGUGCUAAUACUUUGCAGUUCCUAAUACUCGUUACGGAUAGCGUGUCCAAAGAUGAUGUAAUACAGCCUUCUAGGGCUCUUAGAGAGCAGAACAUCAACAUUUAUGCUAUAGGUUUAGGGCAUGCUAGUAAAUCACAGUUGCUCGAUAUUUCCGGAUCUUAUGAAAGAGCCUACCUGGACAGCAACUUUGCUUCCCUACAGACUUUGGGUAGUGAAGUCAUCUUCAAGAUUUGCAAUACUGAGUGCAAAAGACCUGAAUUGAUCGACGUGAUCUUUCUGGUGGACGGCUCUAACAGUGACGACAGCGCAAAUUUUCAGCUGAAGAAAAGAUUAAUGGGAGCAGUGGUGAAAAAGGCAGACGUCGGGGAGAAAAGAGUCCGCUUUGGAGCAAUCGUUUAUUCUGACCAGCCUAAAUCUGAGUUCACUCUAAAUCAGUACAUCAGCAAGGACAAGGUUCUGGAAGCAAUCUCUGGGCUGCACGCUCCUGGAGGAAAGAGAAACACAGCCCAGGCUCUGAAAUCUGCGCUCUCCUAUUUUGCGGCGGCGUAUGGAGGAAGGCGUUCUAAGCACGUUCCUCAGGUCCUGUGCUUAAUAACAGACGGCCCGGUCGCAGACGUCGCCGGCCUCGCAGGAUGGCCAGAUGAUCUUUCGGGUUCCGAGGUCAACAUGUUUGCAAUUGGGACAGCAGGAGCCAGUGAGGCUGAGCUCACAAGAAUUACAGGAAAUAACGAAAGGGCCUUCUAUGUGGACAACUAUGAGGCUUUUAAAACGUUGUAUAAACCAAUUACUCAGCAACUUUGCAAUCUGACAAAGCCAGUGUGUGAGAAGGAAUCGGCAGAUCUGGUCAUUUUGAUCGACGGGUCUGAAUCGAUUUCUGAAGAGAACUGGAAUGUUGUCAAGGGUUCAGCGAUCAACAUUGUUAAGAAGCUUGAAAUUGCACCGGACAAAUGGCGAGUUAGCGUUGCUCAGUUUAGUGACAAAGUACUGAAUCACUUCUACCUGGACAAAUAUCACAAUCUAGCAGGAGUAGAACAAGGCAUACAUGAGAUUUCCCAAAGGAAACAGGGUACAAACACCUGGGAAGCGCUGAAAGAAAUAGGAGAUUACUUCACGCCAGAGCACGGAAGCAGGAUAAAGCAAGGGGUGUCACAGAACUUGUUGCUAAUCACAGAUGGCAAAGCUAAUGACAAAGAGGAUACAACUACACUUGCUAAUCUUGGAGCAAAGAACAUUGAGGUAUUUGCGAUUGGGAUCGGCCAUGAUAUAAAUCACCAUGAGCUCAUCAAAAUCGCUGGGUCCUCACAGCGGGUUUUCUAUGAGACCUUUGAGAGUCUUCCGCUGAAGAUAACCGCAAACAAAGUUUUAGAAGCCAUUUGCACACCUGAUUCCAUACCAGAUCCAGAGGGAUGCUCUAUUGACAUUGCCAUUGGGUUUGAUGCAUCACACCAAACAAGUUCGCAGUCUUUACUGGGACCACAGACAGAGUCCAUCGUCGCUGCAGCUAUUCACCGCUUGUCCAUGGUUCGUGGGCUUUGCUGCAUUGCUGCUGACAAAAUGGAAACCAACUUUGGCUUCCGUCUUGUCUCUGGCAAAGAUGGGAACGUUAUGGAUGAUUUUAACUUUGAAAAGUACGACCCAAACGUCGUCAACAAGGUGCUCCAAAUACGACCUUCGACAACGACGGCAUUUAACGCGCAACUUCUGAACUCCUUCAGACUAAAAUUGGAGAGCUCACGGGCUGGAGUGAAGGUUGUUAUCCUAUUCACAGACGGAUACGAUGAUUCCAAAGAACGUCUCAAGGCGAGUGCGGAGAGACUCCGGCAAAGUGGGGUUAACGCACUGAUAAUCGUGGCUCUGAAAGACGGUGUGGACCACCAAGAGCUGGAAUUUGGACGAGGUUUCAGCUAUAAGAAGCCCCUUUCUAUCAACAUGCUAAAUGUGGGCAACGCCCUGCUGGAACAACUUGAGUCAGUGGCAUCAAGAGAGUGUUGCAAUGUGUGUAUGUGUAAUGGUGAUUUUGGCACCCUGGGUGUUGUUGGGCCCCCGGGACUAAAGGGUGGGAAAGGACAAUUGGGGCAUCCUGGAUUACCUGGUGAUGACGGAAGCCCGGGUGAAAGGGGUCAGCCGGGUCUGAACGGAACUCAAGGUCACCAAGGCUGCCAUGGCAAAAGAGGCGAGAAGGGCUCGAUAGGAUACACUGGGAAUCGAGGUGAAUAUGGAGAUUUUGGUCUCACUGGAGUGGAUGGUGAACAGGGUGAAACUGGGGCAACCGGAGAGGCAGGACCAAAGGGAGAUCCAGGACGCCCAGGUGUGAAGGGAAUUAGAGGAGGUUCUGGUCCGAAGGGAGAACGUGGUGUGACAGGAGAUCCUGGAACGCCAGGACAGGACAGCAACCUACGAGGUCCAAAGGGUGAGCCGGGAUACGUCGGCCGUCCUGGUGAUCAAGGCCCAGACGGUCGUCCAGGUGUCGCAGGCGAGCGUGGACAGGCUGGUUCUCUGGGGAGGAAGGGACCACCAGGGACACAGGGGCUUUCCUCCACUGAACAAGGAAAGCCAGGACCAGUGGGUCCCGCUGGACAUCCUGGAUCGUGGGGUCCUCCUGGGAGAAAUGGAGCCAAAGGAGAGAAAGGUGAUCAAGGACUACCUGGAGUUCAGGGACUGUACGGUGCAGUGGGGGAUAAAGGAGCCAAAGGAAACCCAGGACGCAGAGGGCCUCGGGGUCAGCUCGGCGACGUGGGCAGUAAAGGGGACACUGGACCGGAGGGUGUCACAGGUCCAGCGGGAAACGUUGGAGCAGAUGGUUACGGGCCUCCGGGACUUAAAGGACAAAAAGGAAAUCCUGGUUUUCCUGGUUAUCCGGGUUUGCCGGGUGAGGACGGAACUAAAGGAGCCACUGGAGAGAGAGGACCCAAAGGACAAAGAGGACAGCUGGGAAACAGAGGAAAUCGGGGGCCUCCUGGAGAUCCUGGAGAUAAAGGGUUUGUCGGACACCAGGGUCCUAAAGGCUCAGCAGGAACCAGCGUGAAAACUGAAUGUGAAUUAGUGAAUUACGUGCGUGAGAACUGCGCUUGCUGUGGAGGUCGUGCUCAGUGUCCUGGUUACCCUACAGAGCUAGUCAUUGCUCUUGAUAUGUCCUCUGAUGUAACCACCAAGGCGUUUGACGAGAUGCGUUCCGCAGCCGUGUCGCUGCUAGAGGACAUCGCUAUCGCGGAGACAAACUGUCCAGUAGGAGCUCGAGUUUCCGUUGUUUCCUACAACAGUCAAACCGGUUACCUGAUUCGUUUCUCAGACCACAAGCGAAAGAGUCAGCUACUGGAGGCAGUCAAGGGAAUCUCUCUGCAAAGGAGCAGGAGUCGCCGUGAUAUCGGUCAGGCCUUGCACUUCAUCGCCAAUAAUGUCUUCAAACGUGUCCGAAAUGGCAAACUGGUCAGGAAGGUGGCCGUUGUCCUGGUAAAUGGGGAAUCGCAGGACGUCCAGGCCAUCAACACAGGCAUGCUGAAGCUCAAGGCUUCAGGUAUCGAUCUGGGAGUAAUCACCUUCAAAGACGAUCCAAACAUUCGUCGUGCCAUCCAGGCAGAUGAAACAGGAAGCUUCAAGGUUUUUACCAGUGACGAAGGCAGACGGAUUAAAGAAUGCGUCAUCUGUUACGAUUACUGUAAACCAGAACAGAGGUGUGGCAUCAACCGAAAUCCUGAGCCUGAGAAGGUGGAUGUGGACCUAACUAUAAUGAUGGACUCCUCUUAUGAUAUUCAGGCUGAUCAAUACUCUGAUGUGAAGGAGUUUUUGGUUUCUGUGCUGGACAUAAUAGACGUAAGCGAUGAGCCCACCACAGAGGAUGGGAAGGCCAGGAUCGGUGUGUACCAGCAGAGCUCCACCUACCCUAACUACCACAUCAAGGAAGUACUCGGACUCGGCGCGCUCAGAGACCGUGCCGUGAUCGAGAGACGCAUUUCUGAAGACAUGCUGCAAGCCGGUGGCUCGCCUCGUCUGGAUUUGGCUCUCGAAUGGAUGGUAAACAAUGUUCUCCUGGAGGCCCAGGCACCGAGGAAGAAGAGAAUGGUCCUGAACGUCAUCAGUAAAGAAUCAGAGCGUUUCACAGACAAAGACACGCAGAAAUACGUCUCCAUGCUGGCUCAGUGUAACGAUAUUGUGAUGGUCACGCUGACGGUGGGAGAAAAGUUCAGCUGGAGUCAAGUAGAAGGUCUCAGCACACCACCAAUGGUGCAACACCAUAUUCCCCUGGGACAGCUGGGUCUGAGGGACCGGCAGUAUGCUCAGAAAUAUCUACGAGCCUUCCUACGCAUGCUCACCAGGGAUUUCUUCCCGAAACCUUCGUCUCUAAACGACGAGUGCAGCACUUUUGUUUCUAAGCAGAUUAAACACGUGACUGGUGUCCCUCCAACAAAACAACAUGAAGUUUUCACCCCGGCUGAGGAGUUCACUACCGAAGCCGUAACCGAGACCUACACUGAAGCGAGCACAGACGUCUAUCAGGAAGUUACGGCACCACCUCCACAAGUGUUUACAGAAAUCUACACAGAAACCUACACAGAUGUAUAUACCGAGAGGUACACAGAAAUGUAUACAGAACAUCCCGAAAUCCAAACAGAGAUAGUCAUGGUAUAUCCGACAGAGACGUAUACCGAGGUGUUCACGGAUGUGUACGAGGACGUUUACCAGAACGAGUACCGGGACCAGCCUGCGCACGAAAACACUGGAGUAGACGGAAAAGUGUCAAUGGCGAACAGCGAGAAAGCAGAGAAGGAUGUCAGAGAGGACACCAGGCACCAACCUGGGCCUGACACGUCAAAGGGCCGGUGUUCAUUGGACAUGGACAUGGGGAGGGUGUGUUCGAGCUACGAGUCCCGCUGGUACUACGACCGCAAUGCUCAUGAAUGCAAGCACUUCUGGUACGGCGGUUGUGACGGGAACGGCAAUCGCUUCAUGACGAAAACUGAGUGCGAGGAGACAUGCGGGGGAUCAAGUGUUCUUCUCAACGAUGAACCUUCAAAAGUGGAAGAUGUUUGCCAGCUCGCUCAGGACAUGGGCACGUGCAUUAACUUCAUGCUGAAGUGGCACUACGAGGCAUCUCAGAAAGAGUGCAGCCGCUUCUGGUACGGAGGCUGCGGGGGCAACAGGAACAGGUUCGAUACACAGGAGGAAUGCGAAGCUCGCUGUCUGAGAGCCGAGAAGAAGCUCUGAACACGCCAGAAACAUCCGCCGGGGUUAAUUUAAUUGUGUCGCUUUGUUGAGACGUUGUUUUAAAAUGAUUUGUACUUUUACAUGUUUUCUGAUGAACAGAACAGUAGUUUUCAUUACUGUCUCUACAAACAGAUUAAUGUUAUUAAUCAAAUAUCAGAAUUCAGACUGAGAUGCAAUCCGAUUGGUUACAUAGACAGGAAAAAAUAUAUAUAUAUAUUAACUGCAUAUAGCAAGAUGUGAUUUAUCGGGACCCUGAAUGAACAAAAAUGUGUCCUUGUAAAAAAAUUAUGAUAGUUUGGUGUGUAUAAAAAUUUUAUUCCACAAAUCUUGACUCA